CAAUGCGAUCAUGCUUGUCGGCAUCAUCUGGACGGACAUACCAGGGCUCGAUCUAAGCUCUGUGUGUUUGACGAUUUCGUGGGCCGUGUUCGUUCCGGCCUUGUUGCGCAGCAAAGGCGGAAGGACGACGAAACGGUGGAAACCGACGGCAACAUGAAACCGACAAACACUGUAUAGGUCAGGCCCUGGAAAAUGCUGGUCGCGUCGAUAGCUACGCUGACGUCCUUCCUGUGGGGGAAGCUGUACUUUGGGGAGCCCUCCGCUGACUUCGGCAUGGCCCUGCUCGGCCUUGUCCUGCUGCUGUUGGGCACCUGCUCGCUCUCGGUGCUCCUCGCCUCGCGCGUGCGGACGCUGCCGACGCCGGCACGGACAGCGGCCAGCGCGGCCGAGCUCUGUCCUCCGGCCGUGCCGAUGCGGGCAUGGGCAAGGUGGUCCUGGGCCUGACCUGUACCGCGCUCGCGGGCGUGGCAGGACGCAGCUGCUUCCCCAUCAACAAGCUGCAGCCGGCGAGCCAGCAGGGCAUCUCCUUCGUCUGGGCCCAGGGUCUGGGCGUGCUGCUGGCCCAGGGCGGCGUGACCCUGGUGGCGCUGGGCCUGGAUGUGCUGGCUGCAGCGGGCGCAAAGCCAGAGUCGGCGCUGGAACCCUCGGAGACGCCGUCCGGGCUGGUCCGUGGGCGCUGGGAGGCGCGGCGCAUCCUGCACCUCGCGCUGGCGCAGGGCGCCAUACUCGGGUGCGUCAACGUGACUACCACGGUGGCAGGCCUGUCCCCUUUGGGCAUGGCCGUGGCACAGCCCGUCCGCGAGUUCUGCGGACCCCUGGACGGUGACAUGGCCCUACGCUUCCGCCUGGUAACCUCGUGCUGUAACAUAGCCAUGUUCUGCACCCAUGCCGCGUCGCUUCGACAGGACGCCGCGGCGCUGCGGCGGCAGGCGGAGAUGCUGCGCGCGGAGGCGGCCGAGCUGCGGGACGCGACGGAGAAAGAGCGUGAGCACCAGCGGCGAAUGCAGUUCAAGGCCUUCGAUUACGACGGCUCGGGAGCGGUGGACUGGCAGGAGCUGCAGCUGGGGCUCAAGGAGUACUGGGGCGUGGACCUGGAGGAGAGCACCGUGAAGCGCCUCAUCUCUGCGCACGACGACACUAACCAGGGCGUCUUGCAGUUCGAGGACUUUUGCUUGCGGCGCAUGGAGCGGACCCUCAGGGAGUUCGAGAGGGAGGACCGCGAGAAGCAGGCCGCCGCGAGCGAGAGGGAGCGGCAGCUCCAGGAGAAGGAGCAGGCCCGGGCAGAGCGAGACGCCAUGCUGAGCGAGUACUUGGACACGCUGCCCGAGUCCAACACGGAUGGGAAGUGA
Molecule: messenger RNA, 1349 nt
Organism: Prorocentrum cordatum
Lineage: Eukaryota; Dinophyceae; Prorocentrales; Prorocentraceae
Source: the annotation of a GenBank genome assembly